Messenger RNA from Rattus norvegicus (Norway rat), 2371 nucleotides. The record is from RefSeq and is a predicted model, not a curated record. Lineage: Eukaryota; Metazoa; Chordata; Mammalia; Rodentia; Muridae.
ACAAGCACACCAUCAAUCGGGGCUGCCCCACAUCAUGUACAUUUGGUCUCUGCCAUGCCAGGAAGGGGUUGCUGAGCUCAUCAACGCAAUGAACAACACUACGGGGUGAAUUUAGGUGUGAACGCUCUCAGCUGAGUGUAUCUGGCUCUGGCGAGUGGGCUAACACACCUGCAGCUUGCUCCACUCAAAGCUUGAUGAGCAGGGUGGCGAUCCUGCUAAACCUUUGGCCAAGCCUUUAAAAUCUGAGCAAGCUGGGGAGGAGGAAGAAAAGUGAAUGUGAACUUGGGCCACAUAAGAUGGAGUUCCAUUUGCCCAGUGUGCCGAUGAGGAAAAUCCUUUCCUAUCUGGAUGCCUUCAGUUUGCUGCAGAUUGCCCAAGUGAACAAGAGAUGGAAUACAUUUGCCAGCACUGAUGUCCUGUGGAGGAAGUUCUGUCUGAAGAGGUGGUUCUUCUAUGAAGUCGUCACCCUAGAGCUCCUCGGCACAGAGUCAUGGAAGCAGUUCUUCGUUUGCCGAACACGGCAAGAACGAGCCAAGUCCCGGGCAAAGCCAGAAGAUUUCACUUACAAAGAAAUUCCCGUGGAAAUUGGAGCUCCGAGAAAUGCAUAUUAUAUCUCAGGGUGUGGCUUAACAAGAGAUGGGCAAGGCAAGUCGGUUAUCUGCGUGGUGACUUCCAUGAACACUAUUUCCACCUGGGAUCUUCAUAAGGGUGCUGUGACCUGGGUAAGCCCAGUACAGCCCAGCUACAUCAAGAUCUUGGCUACCCUCCCUGAGAUGCACAUUGCGGUCACUGUAGACAUAGAAUCAACUAUCAAACUGUGGGACUGUCACAACAGGGAAGCCCUGGCCACUAACAACAUGCUCUCUUCCUGUCAAUCACUGAAAGCCGUCUUCACAAAGGAUGGCCCUGUUGUCUUGGUGUUUUUCAUGAGCAGCCUACUGAGGACAUCAGAAUUCUCCGCCCCCGCAUCUACCAUUCUCUCGUUUCCAUUAUGCCAAAGAGCCUUCUGGACCCCACGAAGGGAAGACCGGAUAACCCUGAUGUCCAUAAAAGGCUCCAAAAAAAUCACAACAUUUGUCACGUUUGAUAUCAAGCUGGAAAAGGAAGAGAUCGGGAACAAAAUAAGGGUUAAAGAAUAUGCCAUAGCGAACUUCUCGUUGAAAAAGUUCGAGGACACCCUGGAGUGGAUGGGAGUCAGUGAUAAGAACGUGAUUGUUUGUUCAACUGGGUCCUCACUCUUGAUCUACAGCAUCACGGGUCUCCACCUGCAGACAUUUCCUUACGGCCCAGGAGAGAUCCUGAGACUGUCGGUGGACCCCCUUCAUGUCAUCGUCACAUUUAUCGAUGGCUCUUUGGAGUUGUUUGCGUGGGAAGAAAGAAGCCCACUGCUCAGGAGGUGUUACCGGCUGUAUAACAAGAGACAUAUGCUGCAUCGACGGUAAGCUCUGCCGCUUGACUUCAACUGGGCCUUAAUUUCAAAACAUUUCUGGGGCUGGAGAGAUGGCUCAUUGGUUAAGAGCACUGACUGCUCUUCCAGAGGUCCUGAGUUCAAAUCCCAGUGGUUACAUGGUGGCUCACAACCAUCUGUAAUGAGAUCUGAUGCCCUCUUCUGGUGUAUCUGAAGACAGCAACAGUAUAUUCACAUACAUGAAAAAUAAAUAAAUAAAUAAAUAUUAAAAAAAAACCCAAACGUUUCUGGGGCCGGAGAGAUGGCUCAGCAGUGCAGAACACUGGUUGAGCUUCCAGAGGACUUGGAUUCAAUCCCUAGCAAACACACGGCAGCUCACAACAGUCUGUUUUUUUUGUUUGUUUGUUUUUGUUUUUGUUUUUUUUUUUUUUCGGAGCUGGGGACCGAACCCAGGGCCUUGCGCUUGCUAGGCAACCUCUACCACUGAGCUAAACCUCCAACCCCUCACAACCGUCUGUAAUUCCAGUUCCAGGGAGUCCGACUGAUACCUUCACACCAAUGCAUUUAGAGUAAAGUUAGACAUAUUUAAAAAGUUCUAUGUAAAAAUGCAUUUUUAAGAGAGAAAUGAACUUUCUAUUAAAAGAUAUGACUGAAUUUAUGCUCUCCGGUUUCACACAGCACAGACCUUGUGCUGAGUGUGUGUCAUAUUUAAGAAGUCGAGGCAGGAGGAUCCAGAAGUUCAAGGCCACCUUCUGCUAGUUAGGAAGUUUGGCAGCCAGACUGGGUUAAUUGCAAAACCAGCACGAACAAACAAAGCUAGGAACUGGCUAAGCAUAACACGUACCUUUAAUCCCAGCACUUGGGAGGCAGAGUCAAAUGGCUCUCUUGUCAGUUUGAGGUCAGCCUGAGCUACAUAGUGAGUCCCAGGGCAGCCUGGGCUAUAGAGAGAGAUUACGUAUUAGG